Messenger RNA from Dromiciops gliroides (monito del monte), 9236 nucleotides. It is a transcript of the gene SSH2, whose product is annotated as slingshot protein phosphatase 2. Gene Ontology annotation, biological process: protein dephosphorylation; actin cytoskeleton organization; negative regulation of actin filament polymerization. The transcript is spliced from 14 exons. Gene Ontology annotation, cellular component: cytoplasm. Lineage: Eukaryota; Metazoa; Chordata; Mammalia; Microbiotheria; Microbiotheriidae. The record is from RefSeq and is a predicted model, not a curated record. Gene Ontology annotation, molecular function: protein tyrosine/serine/threonine phosphatase activity; actin binding. The coding region runs from base 340 to 4437 and encodes 1365 amino acids.
GGGGGAGCUCCAGAGCUCAGCCUGGUCCCAGCCAGCCUCCGGGACCCAAGCAAAGCAAAGCAAACUGCUCGGCAGCGGGAGCCUUCGCUGGGGCCCCAAGCCCCGGCCAAGUUGCCGCUGCCUGCACAUCUGGCACCACUGGAACUCUGGCGCGCUACUAACUGGGGGCUAGGCUAAGCUGGACUUGACUGGACGGACGCAAGGACGGACCACUUCUCGCUGUCCCCUUCGCGUGCCCCCGGCCGGGCUCCGUUCUAGGAGCCCACCCCAUGACUGAGCACGGGAGCGGGAGAAAGGAAGGCGGACCCCCUGCCCACCUGCAGCCUUGGUGUCCCCGACAUGAUCCCCUACUUCUCCGCCAACGCGGUCAUCUCCCAGAAUGCCAUCAAUCAGCUCAUCAGCGAAAGUUUCCUCACUGUGAAAGGUGCAGCCCUCUUCUUGCCACGGGGAAAUGGGUCAUCCACACCAAGAAUCAGUCACAGGCGCAACAAGCAUGCAGGUGACCUUCAGCAGCACCUGCAGGCCAUGUUCAUACUGCUCCGCCCGGAAGACAACAUUAGGCUGGCUGUGAGACUGGAAAGCACAUACCAGAACCGCACUCGAUAUAUGGUGGUGGUUUCAACCAAUGGCAGACAAGACACUGAAGAAAGCAUCGUCCUUGGCAUGGAUUUCUCCUCUAAUGACAGUAGCACUUGUACCAUGGGUCUGGUCCUGCCUCUCUGGAGUGACACCCUUAUUCAUUUGGAUGGCGAUGGUGGGUUCAGCGUUUCCACAGAUAACAGAGUUCACAUAUUCAAGCCUGUGUCCGUGCAGGCAAUGUGGUCUGCGUUACAGAGUUUACAUAAGGCAUGCGAAGUGGCCAGGAGUCAUAACUAUUACCCGGGCAGCCUGUUUCUGACCUGGGUGAGUUACUAUGAGAGCCAUAUCAACUCCGACCAGUCAUCCGUCAACGAAUGGAAUGCCAUGCGAGACGUGCAGUCCCACCGGCCAGAUUCGCCUGCCCUCUUUACAGACAUCCCAACUGAACGAGAACGCACAGAGAGGUUAAUCAAGACCAAACUGAGGGAAAUUAUGAUGCAGAAGGACUUGGAAAACAUCACGUCCAAAGAGAUACGCACAGAGUUAGAAAUGCAGAUGGCAUGCAACCUGCGGGAGUUCAAAGAGUUCAUAGAUAAUGAGAUGAUCGUGAUCCUAGGACAGAUGGACAGCCCCACCCAAAUCUUUGAGCACGUGUUUCUGGGUUCAGAAUGGAAUGCCUCCAACUUGGAAGACUUACAGAACCGAGGGGUACGGUACAUCUUGAAUGUUACUCGGGAAAUAGAUAACUUCUUCCCAGGAGUCUUUGAGUAUCAUAAUAUCCGGGUAUAUGACGAGGAAGCCACAGACCUGCUGGCCUACUGGAAUGACACUUACAAAUUCAUCUCCAAAGCCAAGAAACAUGGCUCUAAAUGCCUCGUGCACUGCAAGAUGGGGGUGAGCCGGUCUGCCUCCACCGUGAUUGCUUAUGCUAUGAAGGAGUAUGGCUGGAACUUGGACCGUGCCUAUGACUACGUGAAGGAAAGGCGAACCGUCACCAAGCCCAACCCCAGCUUCAUGAGGCAGCUGGAGGAGUACCAAGGAAUCCUGCUGGCCAGCAAACAAAGGCACAAUAAGCUCUGGCGAUCUCACUCAGAUAGUGACCUCUCGGACCACCAUGAGCCAAUCUGCCAAUCAGGGAUGGAGCUUAACAGGAAGGAGAUUACCACUUCAGCAGACCAGAUCACAGAGGCAAAGACAGCGGAGAGCCACCCCCCAAUACCGCCUGUCUUUGUGGAGCACAGGCUCCCCCAAGAUGUGAACACUCAUGAACUGUGCACUAAAGAGAGAGUGAUCUGCUUAGAAUUUACAUCUAGAGAAUUCCAUACAGGACAAAUUGAGGAUGAAUUAAACCUCAAUAACAUGAAUGGGUGUUCAGCAGGGUGUUGCUUGAGCAAAUCCAAAUUUUCUCUUGACAAUUGCCACGCAUCAGAAGCCUUAAUCCAGCCUGAGAACCCCUUGGAGAUGCCCACCCAGUUCCCAGACUUAACCGUAGAAGAUCUAGAGACAGACGCACUAAAGACAGACGUCAGCCUCCAGUUACUCCCCAUGGAAGAGCUGACGUCUCGGUUGAGAGACCCGCCAGUGUCUCUAGACCCUGACUCGCCCAGCCCCCAGCCCAGCGCCCAGGCAGGGGCGUCAGACUUCUGUACUGACCGCAUCGAUUUCUUCAGUGCCCUUGAGAAGUUUGUGGAGCUCUCCCAGGAGACCCGCCCCCGCUCCUGCUCCCACUCCAGGGCUGAGGAAGCAGGCUUGGGGAGGAACGGCGGGGGCCGACUGGCCGUGUUGGAAACAGCCCCUUCCGAUGCAACCCCUGAUGGGCACGGAAGCAGCUCCUCAAGCAACACUCCACAUGUGUCAGGAGAGUCUUCCAUGGACGAAGACCAGCCAAAGGAUAUCUCUGAAGUGGUUAGCCCAGAGGACAUGAUGCAAUCCCACUCAGAAAAUGCCAUUUCAGUGAAAGAAAUUAUCACUGAAAUUGAAUCCAUCAAUCAAGGAAUUGGGCAGAGUCAGCAGAAGGUGGAUAUCCUGUCCAACCCAUGCCAAACACCAAAGAGAAGCACCAUCCAUGAGUUGCCACUCUUUGAGGCAACCUGGACCUCUGAGAGUAAACCUGUCCACCUGGACCACAAGGAGGGAGUAUGCCUAGCACAACCUGAACUGGCAAAGGGAGAUCAGGAAGCCAUGCUGGUUGCACCAGGCCCUCUGGAAGACUUAGAAGAAGGGGAUCUAACUGAGGAAGACCCAGAGUCACGAGGCCCAGGUCUGAACCCAGCGCCCAAAUGGUGCCCUGGGUCUGUGAGAAGGGCAACCUUGGAGUUUGAAGAACGAUUGAGACAGGAGCAAGAACACCACAGUGCUGCCCCCCUCUGCAUCCUGCCCACUAGAAAGAAUUCCAAGAAUGAUUCCACUGUGCCCGAUGGAACCCCAAGAGUCAAGAAUGAAGAGCCUGCCCCAGAACCUGCCACGGAGCCCAAGGAACAGGAACUGAGCAAGGCCAAAAUAAAAGACGCUAUGGCGGAGGCCAUCCCGUCCCAGCCUGACCAGAUGACUGACAGGCCGGCAUCCACGCUGGCAGAUGUUGGAGCAAAGCAGGGAGGGGUGUCCAAGGAGCCCCCAACAUCUAAGAAAAAGCCUUUUCUGGACCAUCUUCCCAAAAGGGUUGAAAUCAUUGAGUACACUCCCAUGGUGACAUCCCCUGACUUAACAUUUGACUUGGCUACAGCAGAAAAGAAUGGGGAGCCAGUGCUGAAGACAGUGAUGGUGGAGAAAUCCAUCACAGUGAUGUGUACUGUGGAUGAAAAUCUCAACACCACCCUGUGCCCAGAGCUUGCUUCUCUGCGUCCUCACGUGCUACCUCUGCUCAAUCCUGCAUCGCUUCAGCAUGACGGGGCUCCCCGAGCUGCCUUUGCCCUGGGCAGUCCUGAAGAAGAGGACUCCAGUCCCCCUUCUCCUGCAGGGAUGGCUUCUUUGGUGAGCCCUGUGGCUCACACACCAUCAUCGGGCUUGGACUACUCCCAUCCCCAAACUGUGUUUCACCUGGAGGGCGUGACCGAGGAAAGCAGCACCACGGACAGUGAGCUUUCCUCAGGGCCAAGCUGCUGUGCUGACCUUGGGCCACAGAGGGAAGGUGAGGCUGCUCCGGCCCAAUGGGUGGGCGAAGACCUCCGGGGGGUUGGCCACCUUGGCAAGAGCCACGAGACGUUGGACCCACCAGCAGCAUGUGGUCUCUCGCAUAGCUCCAGUAGUGACAGUCUCAAGAAUCUCUGCCAAAGUGCCCGGGUGGUAAGAAAGCUUUCAAAAGAAAUGGAGUUGCGCGUCCUCCGGCAAGCAGGGCUCACCAGACCGUCCCAGAUGAAGCGCUCAGCUUCUCUAGCCAGGCUGGGUCACCUGAAUCUGCAUAAAAAUGGUUUGUCUGAGGUAGAUUUGGGGUCUCCAGAAGCCUCUCCUAGCCUUCUCCAGCCCUUCAGGAUGGGCCCCGGUGGGCCCACCCCGGAAGAGCCCUCAGCGAGGCUCAGACCCAUUUCCCAACACCCAGAGCCCACCCCCUAUUGUAUAGAGCAAGUGAAAAUGGCGGAGUGUAUGGCGCAGAGCAAGCCCGUCGAGAGGCCUCUGGUGCAGUAUGCCAAAGAGUUGGGGUCAGCUCAGCAGUGUUUGCUUCCCAGUGCAGGACAUGAAUUGACUAGUUCUGGCGGGGGCCUUCCCUUGCCACGGAGACAGCAGGGAUCCGAUGCUCCGUGCCCAAGCCCAGGGCUAACAGUAACCGAGCAACCGCAGCAUGGGAGAACUCAGCCUCUUAGGAGACUCAAAAAGUCCAGCGACAAAAAGCGGACGACCAAUCCCUUCUAUAAUACCAUGUGAUCCGGAGCCCACCCAGGACUUUUCAAGGGAAAUCUGUGUUUGUAAAAGGGGCAGGUGUAAUAUGUAAGGAACAUGCACUUUAUUGGUUAAUUUUCUAUGUUUUGGUCAUUUUACUAUCGCUGGCGCAUGCAGGGUUUGGGUUUUCUGUGUGUGACAUGGACUGCAAGACCAUUUUAUCUUGGGGGGGGUUUGUUUUUUUGUUUUUUUAAAGAAACUCGGACAACCUCAAAAGAAGAAAAAACACCUCAUUUUCAAAGAACACCAUCAAAAGUGAAUUGCUGUUUUUCAGUCAGCUGCCCCUGCUUCUCUUCUCUCAGUCCAAGAUGAUGUGUGUGCCUCCAAGGCCAUGCAAGGCAAGGGGAGGGAAGGCAGAUGGAAGGAGGGGCAGGGGGAAGGAGAGGAAGGUGGACAUUGGUGAAGCCAACCUAAGGGCCUUUCUCCACAUGAGUCACGUGCCCUGGGCUGGGAGAUACCAUCAAAUGAACAGGUGGCUUCUUCUUGGAUCUAAAAAGGGGCAUUCACAUAGACUCAGUUUCUCCCCAAGCUAGGAUGGGCCAAUGGCAGGAUUUAUCGAUUUGUUAAGCAGCUUCUUGUGGCACCAGAACAAACUCAGUAAAAGGCCUCCCGGGGUGGAGAGGUCAGGAGGCAACCCCCUCCUGACCCCAUCUAGCGAACCUGCCUGUCCUUUCUGUGAGAUGGGUGAUGCCUCCCAUCCCUUGCUUAAUCCUUGAGAAAAAUGUUUUCAGCAGAAAAGAUGGUGAAAAACAGCAACCGGAAGAUGAAGUGUUCUUUUAAAAUGAACGGGCUGUAGGGGUUUAACCCUUUCAUUACUUGAAUACUGCUGUGGGCCUUCUGAGUUCAAUGGCCGCGUGUUUCCCCACAAUUGAGUUUUCUUCCCCAUGCCGUUUUUCCUCUGAUGCUGCCUAUGUUUUGUGGGUAUUUUUUUAAUUAUUUCAUAGGAGACAUCUGAAUUGUUACAUUAUAUUUGUAUAGCCUCCAUCAAAUGCAAAGCUUUCUUUUCUGUGUUGUCCCUGUUAACACUUGACGAAAGGUAUUUUUCCUUUCCUGGAAGUUUUGUUGGUUUCCUAAGUUGUAUAUACAAUAUUUAUGUAGAUAAUUUUGUUAUUUUCUUAUGGUUUGUUUUGUUUUUUGGGUUUUUUUGCGUGUGCGUAUGUGUUUUUGGUUUGGUUUGGUUUUGCUUAGAAUGGAGCAAGACUGUGGUCUUUAACUGGAAAAUGUCCACAAAGACACCAUGUCAGAGUAGCUCUGUGGGUGUCGGUGGGGGUCUGCACAUGUGUUUAAGGAAGACCUUGAGUCACCACCACCAAAAUUCUGCCAAAUGAUGGAGCAUCCACUUUCUCUUCGGAGAAGCCCCCAAGGCCUUAAGCACUGAGAUCCCAGAAGGCCAAGUUUGCCAGGAGCUGAACGAUAGCCAGAGAGAAUUGUCAGACUAUUACCACCCAGUGUUUAAAGUCCUAAUGGAGGCUGGGAGCUGAGGGCAGUGGGAGAGAGCCUCAGGGAGCAUGAGCUCACUUGCUGUUAACUCCAUUUAGGCCGCAGCCUGGCCAGCCAUCAGGACAGCUGCUGUGGGCAUGAAUAGGUACCCUCUCCUCCCUUCUUCAGCAGCCUUGUGUGAAUCCCUAUCCUAGUUCCUUCUAAACUUAAUUUGCCCAGCAGGAUAGAUCCAAAGUGAGGGGACUCACAAAUCACCUUCUUGCCUUUGUCUUAGUUGAAGUCCCCAUUGUGGAAGGAUUGACUGAGUCCAGCCCUUGAGAGCAAAGCCGUCCAGUGGCAUUGAAAGUACUUAUGGUGACCUGAAGUUAGGAGGAGAGAGGCACCGGGGGCGGGUGGGACUAGGGAGGUUACUGGACCCUGUGGCAGAGCUGUUAAUCCAGCUGUCUCUUGGGAGCCGUGUUGGUCACUUUAAAUAACUGCCAGGGGCCAUGGCUCCUAAGGAUGUCUUUGUAGUCUGUGGACUUCGUUGUAACUGCACUCAUCCAAUUUCUUUCAAUGUUCAAACAGGUGACAUCCCUCCGGGACUUUGUGAUUCAUCUCAUGUGAUUCCUGGAUAUUUACUGGGUUGCAAAAUGGUCUUUAAUGGUGCCUGUCUGUGUGCGGAGGCCAGGGAGGAGAGGGCUUGUGUUUGCAGGACUCACACAGUGCCCGAUGUCCAAUUAUUCCAUUAAAACUAUGCAGUCUUAACAUUGAGGGCCUACGCACCACGAGUGUGAUUACAAGGAAAGAGCCAGGCAGGUCAUAAGGGACAAGAAACAGAGAGACAGAGAGAGCAGUGAGACGGGAUGAGAGGAAUCCACUUGUCAUUAACCCCUUGGGAUAACUGUAUCCCAGAUCACAAAAAGCAAAAGCAAUAGAUACCAUAUUGCAAGUCUUUUUAACUCUCCUCUCUUUAUAGCCAAGGAGCCUCUUGCUAUAGAAAUACAGAAGAAAGAACAAUCUCGAGGUGGGGACUCAUAAUGCUGUGAACCCACAUUUUGGGUAGAGGAGUGGUGGACAGGGCCCCAGGGUUACCUUCUGGUUUGCUGGCCAAUUUGUUGUUUGUGCUUUGAUUUUGUGGAGGGACUAAGCGUCGCCUUCUUUAGGGUUUCUCACUCAGACGUGCCACUCGGUUUUUCCAGAGGCCCAUCCGUCCCACUGGGAAAUUCUCAUCUCAUGACAUGGCUGAGCAGGAGCUCUCCCCAAAGACUGUGCUGGACCAACCCCAUGGAGGUCUGUGAACAGUUGUAUGUUAGGUGGGACUUGUUAUACCUUUAUCUCUUCCAAACUACAAUACCCUUUUUUGGACCUGGAAGGGCUCCCUUUCUCCCCAUGGGCAGAUUGGCAGAGCUGGGUAGAGCUGGCCUCUCCAGCCCCAUUUUUCCACAGUGGCUUUCUCUUUUCUGUGACUAUCUAAAAUUAAUCAAAUUCACCUUUAAAAAACAACAACCAAUAACUGGAACCAUCUUUCCUACACUGGCUGACAUGUAUCUGGAAUCCAGGGGGCCUCCUAGGAGCAGGCAGAGGCCUUGAGCUGUGCCUGAAAUCUUUUGAGUUUUGGAAAGACUAAGAAAUGAGAAUGAUCAAGAUGGUGUAGGGUUUAGUCCUCUAUUCUGUGGCCUUUAAGAUUCAGAAAGGAAGCAGCCCCGGCCUCCUUGCUCUUCAGCCCUGCCUAAUUCUGUCUUUCUUCCCAACGGUUCUUGGGCUUCUUGACAUCCUGUGUGGAGGCAGUUGGAAGGAGCUGGAGUUUCUUCAGGAUCUCUCUGAGAAAAGACAGUUCCUGGAACGUAGCAGAAUUUGAGAAAUCCUCACCUCCUCCAUUGGGAGUUUCAGGUCCAAAGUAACACGGGGUCAGAGUUACCUGAGAGAAGCCUCAAGGAGUAACCCACUAAGCAAAAAGAGGUCGUGUUCUUAAGGGCAUUUUCUUUUUGUACAAAGCUGUUUUUCAGCUGUUUUAGGAACCUGCUCAAGGACCCUUUAUUGUUUACAUUGUGAAUAUGAAAACGUGUAUUCUGUCCCACUGUGCUGUUUCCCUUGGCCCCACGUCACCCAGCAGUGACUGUCCUGUAAGUCACGGCAUGUCCUGUGAGUCCUUGCACAAAAACCGUGCCUCCGCCAUAAGGGUCAGUCCUCACGGAUAAGUGUGUGGAGCCUGGAACUGAUUUUUUUCCCCUUUGUGUCCUGCUGCACUCCAGUCCCAGUGUGCUGUAUAGAAAAUAGUCCAUCAGUCCCUCAGUGGUGGUAUCUGUUUAUAGUGAUGGUUGUGAUGGUGAGUGGCCGGUGUCUUUUUUUUUUUUCCUUUUUUUUUAAUUUGGUCAUUCUUUGGUGUGGUGGACAAGGUGAGAUUCCUAGCUGUUUGUUUCAGCACCAAUCCAGCUGAAAAGCAGUUUGGGCUUUAUUGUUCCUUCCACAUUGCAACUAUGAUCAGCCCUGCUUGCUGGCCCAGUGUGGCCAAACUGGCUCUCGCUUGGCUGACACAAUACCCAUUUGAGGGACUUUGGGGCGGGAAGCUGCACGCUUACCCCCACCUCAUUCCCCCCAUGUUUUGGGGGGGAAGCAAUUUAAAGGUGCUUUUGUAUUUUCCCAGCCUGAAAGAGGAGGAUUGAGUCCACCUCUGACUUUGGAAAGAGAGCCAACUACUUUCUCAGAGAUCGAGGACAGGAUGCCCAGACUGGGUCUAUCUUUCAGCUCAAAGAAGCCCCUAAAAGGCAUCUCUGCUGCCUCACCCAACUUUAUGGUGAUAGGAAACAGCAACUUGAGGCUGUUGAUGAAGACCCGAUGCCUGCCUUUUUCUCCACGUUUCCAGGGCACCAACCAGAACCUGGGCCAUGUGGCCCAGAAAUGGUUCCCAACCAAUAUGCACCCAGAGUGUUUCUGGUUUCUGUCUUUCUCAUUGGCUUUUGGUUUCCUUGGCAAAGCCCAUGUUGGCCGUGCCUUUUCUCCUUUCUUCAAAUGUGACAGAAGUGUAGGAAUUGUUCUGAAUGUGGAAAUCCAGCCCCCGGAAGACCUUCUUCUUCUUACAUCCCCCAGUACCCCACCCAUCCACACCUUUGUGUGCGUGUGUGUUCUUUUCAAUAAAGCAGGUGCUCCCUGCAGUCUCUGGGACCUUUCCGAGUUGGUGAAAGCCGAGCAUAAAAGCCGCUGGCCUUGUUUCCCCUCCUUGAUCUCCCCCGGUGGUUGGGACGGCCCACCUGUACCAUAGAUUUUUAUUACCGAUGUGCUCCGCUGUUUUUAAAUGUGAACUUGUGCACUUGAUGUGCAGAUUCAAUGUUCUUGUUACAGAUUGAAUAAAUUUUUAUUUUGAA